Gongylonema pulchrum is the source of this 216-nucleotide messenger RNA. NCBI's taxonomy places the organism in Eukaryota, Metazoa, Nematoda, Chromadorea, Rhabditida, Gongylonematidae. The record is from the annotation of a GenBank genome assembly.
GCUGGCGCUGAUAUAUCAAUGAUUGGCCAGUUUGGAGUAGGUUUCUACUCGGCGUUUUUGGUGGCGGACAAAGUUAUUGUGGCUUCAAAGCACAACGACGAUGACUGCUACCAGUGGGAAUCGUCUGCUGGCGGUAACUAUUUUUAUGUUGGAUACACCAUUUUGCACUGGAUUUGCUAUUUAUCCGUUCUGUCUUCUCUGUACCUUGGUGCCUAG